Molecule: messenger RNA, 6086 nt
Organism: Pseudomyrmex gracilis
Lineage: Eukaryota; Metazoa; Arthropoda; Insecta; Hymenoptera; Formicidae
Gene: Usp47
Product: ubiquitin carboxyl-terminal hydrolase 47
Exons: 19
Coding region: 338-4345 (1335 amino acids)
Biological process (GO): protein deubiquitination
Cellular component (GO): cytosol; nucleus
Molecular function (GO): cysteine-type endopeptidase activity; cysteine-type deubiquitinase activity; protein binding
Source: RefSeq, a predicted model, not a curated record
UUACCCGAAGGAAGAGCGUGCGACGCACACGGGCGAAGUGAGGGAAAAAGAGAAAGAGACGCGCGAAGAAGAGCGGUCUCGGCGAGUCUCUCUCCGCGAGUCCGUCGGUGCGGAUAAACCGCUCGCGUUUUGGGGGGGUACAAUCCAGCCAUCGUCGAGAAGACACGCACUGCGUUGCGGUUGUUAACGCAGUUUGCGGUUGGGUCAGAGUUGAUUAAAAAUAAGCUUCCUAUUACGAUAUAUACGUCAAUAAUAGAUAGUACAUAAAGAAAAUUUAUAGUAAUUUCUGCAGUGUAGCAGAAGCGAAUGAAGGUUGGCGCUGUAUUCGUUGCUAAACAUGUGCAAAAGAAAAAAUGCAAAUAUUAUCAUGGUUUGCAAAGCAGACGAGAAGAUUCAAGUAUGCGCGGUACAGUUUCAAUUCGAGCCUAAUCCCAACCUUUUCAAUAACAAGAAUAACAAAUUCUCUUUAUAUGUAUCUACACGAGUGAAGGAUCUUUAUACCCACAUUGAGGAGCAGUAUCAAUUGCGACCCGAUAGCUUUAGAUUACUUUUAUUCACGUCACGCAGAAUGAUCGAUCUGGCUCCACUGAAGGAUAAAACAAUGGAAGAAAUCGGAGUGGAUUUCUCAACCGAUCCGAGUUUAUCCGAAAUAAAAAAUGUUCUACUCGUUGGUGAUCCGGCACGAGCCAUCGUUGAUGAAAAUUUAUUGAAAACCAUGAAAGAGUACAUGCCGAAACGUAAUCUCAAAAGUGAGGUUGAAGCGCCAGCGCUUCAACAGCCCGUCUGGGGAUCGCUUCAGGAACCAAUCUGGGGAGCGGAGGAAGAUACCGUUAGGGAAGAUACGAAAGAAGAUAUUAGAGAUAAUAGAGAAGAAGAUAAUUUAAGAAGUUUUAUUAAAACCGAGACAAAUUACGUUGGUUUAGUCAAUCAAGCAAUGACCUGUUAUUUGAAUAGUCUUCUCCAAGCGUUGUACAUGACGCCGGAAUUUCGCAAUGCGCUGUACAACUGGGAAUACGUAGACGGUUCGGAAAAAGAUGAAGCUCUAAGUAUACCGUAUCAGUUGCAGAAGUUAUUUCUCAACUUGCAGACGUCUACAAAAUCCGCAGUGGAAACUACAUCCUUAACAAAGAGUUUCGGAUGGGAUUCCACCGAGGCGUGGCAGCAGCAUGAUAUUCAGGAACUUUGUAGAGUUAUGUUCGACGCGUUGGAACAGAAAUUCAAAAAUACGGAACAGUCUGAUUUGAUCAACAGGCUUUACGAAGGAAAAAUGAUCGAUUACGUCAAGUGUCUCGAGUGUGGAACGGAGAAAACGAGGGAAGACACGUUUCUCGAUAUUCCGCUACCUGUGAGACCGUUCGGAAGCAACGUCGCGUACAACAGUGUGGCGGAAGCGCUCAGAGCGUUUGUCCAGUACGAAACAUUGGAAGGAGCCAAUCAGUAUCACUGCGAAAAAUGCAACAAAAAGUGCGACGCUCAUAAAGGAUUGAAGUUCACCAAAUUCCCGUAUUUGUUAACCUUACAUCUCAAGCGAUUCGAUUUCGAUUACAAAACUUUCCAUCGGAUCAAACUAAACGACAAAGUUACGUUCCCGGACAUAUUAGACUUGAACUCUUUUAUUCCGACCACGACGAGUCAAGAGUCUCCCGGCGGCGAGGAGGAUAUCGGCUUGGGUAUCAAAUGCGACGAUAGUUCAACAACAGAUAGUGGCACCUUGGACGAUGAUUGCGUGCCGUGUGACAACAGUCUGUCCAACAGUAAUCACUCGACUAAUCACGAUCAAGACGAUGACGAGGGUAUUGAUAUGAGCAACGGACCGUCCACGUCGAGCUGCAAUUCGCAUCACGAUAACGAAAAGAAUCGCGCCGCACUAUUGGGAAACAUGGUCGGGAACAUGUUGCGAAAAGGCCCGUACAUAUACGAACUGUUCUCGAUAAUGAUUCAUAGCGGCAGCGCGAGCGGAGGUCAUUAUUACGCUUAUAUAAAAGAUUUCCGAACGCAACAGUGGUUAUGUUUUAAUGACCAAAGUGUCACUCGGAUAACUCACGACGACAUUCAGAAAACGUACGGUGGCGGACCUUCGAGGGCGUAUUACAGCGGAGCUUACAGCUGUAGCACAAACGCUUACAUGCUCAUGUACAGACAAAUCGAUCGCGCUCGCAAUGCGUUGCCUAUCGAAACCCAAGAUUUUCCACGGCAUAUUCAGGAACUGUUGAAAAAAAUGAAGGAAAGCGAGGAUAACGAUAGGAAGAAUCGCGACAAGCAAAUGUCGAUACCCAGGUUGAAGAUAUACUGUCGCCAUCCGAUAGAAGGAAAACUGGUGAACAAGCUGUACGUUAUGCCCGACAUCACUUGGGCCGAAGCGACCGAAAAGGCGUACAAGAAAUUCGGUCUCGAGAACGUGGUCAGUUUGGAUCAGUGCCGUUUGGUCAGUUACGAACCCAAUACCGAUUUGAUAGAAUGCAGUUACGACGAUAAGGAGCAGACAUCAGUCGGAAGUAUAUUGCUUACAUCGCGACGGAUCGAUUUGCUGUUGGAAAUUCGUAACAAGGAUCAGAAAUUCGAAACGUAUUUGCCGGGUGGAGUCGCGACAAAGGUAUUUGUCAUAGACGUAGCCAGAGAAGAGGUAAUUGACGGUCCGAUCGAUGUUCGAGGUUCGUCGUGGCAAAGUGUUAAAGACUAUAAACAAAUCGUAGGAAAGGUAAUUAAUAUGGAUCCAAAGCAAAUGAAAAUAGUGUUGCGAAAGUAUCCCGACACCAUACCGGUGGAAAACGACAACAGUGAUCUGCAGAGCGAAGGGUUUUAUAACGCGAAAGUAUUUGUAUCAACGAUGUACGAUUUAGAUAAUACCAAGCCUUUUCAAGAAUCAACAGUUUACACAGUCAUAGAGAACUUUAGAUACGUCAUUUUUCUGAACGUCCAAUUGCCAGAUGUCAACAAAGAAAUAUUGGAAGAACUUAAUAUCCCGUCGUUGGAUGAGAAAUACGAGGAGAAGGAAAAGUCCGUUAGCAGCACGUCGUCGAAACUGAGCGUCACGGAACAACACUGGGACGUCGGCUCGAAGUACAAUGAAUCCGCGAAAGGUUGCGGGCGAACUAGCGACGACACUUCCAUUCGAAAUAUAAGUCCUCAAUUGGGCGAAGCGGAAGAGUGGAACACUCCCGAGCAGAGUAAUAGCGAGGAUAGCAGUCUUAGCGAUAGCGACAAGACGUUGGUCGGCGACGCGCCGGACAGCAUUGACAUUCAGCCACAGUCGUGGGAUAGUCGUGGGGUAGCCAAUUACAGGGACGACUACAAUUACAGAAGGGACUACAAGAUUUCGAAGCAAUUCGAAAUAGAGAACUGGGACGACGACGAUUCCGAAUAUUACUUCAGAGCUACACCUUAUACGGACAGCACUCAACAAAAAUUACUUAAAGUAUUAGUAGAUAAGAGAAUGAAGUUAAGCACGUUGAAGAAAAAUUUAGAGCCGUUUGUGGGUGUGCCUGUAGAGUACUUCAAAGUUUUUCGCGUGUCCAAUUCGGGCGAGUCCGAGUGUGUUUCCUUAAUCGAACAGCUCAAAUUGUACGGGGACGGCGAGAGACUAAACGUGAAACUCGGACGAGCCCUGCGUAGCGGAGAAUUCAAAGUGAAGUUGUAUCAGCUGCUGAUCGACUCCGCCGAGCCUUAUAAAUUUUUGUGCGAAUGGAUCGUCUCGAAGUACAUGACGGUCGGGCAAGCGAAGAAAGAGAUACUAGCGGAAAUAAAAAAGAAGUACGACAUAGAUAUACCGUACGAAAAGUGCCGGCUUAGGAAGAAGUGCUACAAGACGGCGUCAAAGGUAUUCUUGGACGAGCAGAAAUUCGAGGAUCUUCACUCGCAAUUUGAGAUGAUCGUUCAAGAACUACCGGACAAAGAAACGGUCACGGAUCCCAAUCAGAUUGUUCUGUUCGUCAGACGAUGGUUACCGGCAAAAUUGCAAUUGACCCAGUUUCAAGAAAUUGUUAUGGACAAUAGAACUGUCGAAGAACUGAAGAAAAAGCUUUCGGCAAUAUCGGAUAUUCCAGAAGAAUUCAUAGACGUAGCAAAGGGAAAAGGUAGUUUUCCGUGUGACAAUUCUGUGCUGCGGAUUCAGAACGAGCACGAUUGGAAUGAGCAGCCCGAUAGUUUAUCUUUAAAUUUCGAGGACGGUGCCGUUUUCUUGUACAGGGAUAGUAGAGAAAAACCGAAACAGUUGAACGCCGACGAGGUAAUGGAAAUCGCUUUUAAGGAAAAUUCGCGCUUAACUCCGCUUUCUACUACUUCAAGUUAUAGUCCACGUCGGGAGAGAGCGCUUAAGAUAUAUUACGACACGAACGAUCGUCCAUAGGGAAAAAGCACGUGUUGUCUUUUGAAGCUUAUCAGUUGUUAAAUAGACGGAUGUUACGCGAACACAAAACAUUUGCACCGGAUCCAUCCUGUGUCCAUCGGAUAUUUUGCGAAAGUAUGUCGUCGUUUUCAUCGAACGACGAACCAAAAAUGUUUUGUGUUCCGGCGUUGAGUCUUCGACAUUUCAAAGCUUCCGCGUUCCUACGGGUUUUUAGCUUGUGUCUCUUUCUGAAAAAAAACAAACAAACAAACACCGUUGGAUUUUUUAAACUGUUGGAUUCGUGAAUCGUUACAUCGUGAAACAAUUGGGGAAUGUGAGAUAUUUAUAUACAGUAUAUAUACACGCAGAAUGUAACAUAUUUUCCAUAUCACCUGGUCUGUUGAAUCAGUUUUCCAUCUCUUCGAUCAAGAAGCGUAGUUAGUUGUAAAAAAAAAAAAAGAGAAAAAAAAGAAAAAAAAACCGAACAACAACGGUAGCGGGCGAAAUGUUUUUUCGAUACGAACUUAGCGAGAAAAAAAAAUCAUAUUGUGCGAGUUGUUCUCACUCUCAGUCUUUUGCAUGACGAUGUACUUUGUGUGUUCCUUUUAGUAUUUCCUAUCUAUACUUGAUUCUCCCUGUUUUAGGGAAACCUUUUGCAUCUUUCUAUACUUGUUAAAACGUUGAAACUUGCCUCUUCUGGAAAGAUCAAAUGCCUUAUAUACAUCUAGAAUAUCGUAAGAAAAACAGCACCGUUUUCAAACAAAGUUUCCUCGACAAUACUUUCAUUAUUGUCAUUUCUUUAGCACAAUAAUACGAAUUUCACUUUAGAACUUUCUGAAUACACACUGGAUUUCUUCAUCUGAAUUUCACUUUUCAAAGCUAUCCGAUGAGUUUUGAAAAAAAGAAAAGAAAAGAAAAAAAAAGGGAAACAAUCUGGUCGUAUGUACGUAUGUAUGUAUUGUAACAUUAAUCCGGCAAUGUGUGUGGUAGCGUGUAUCAAUCUGUUGAAUGUGAUCGGUAUUCUAAUAUAAAUAUGUUAUUGUAUAUGUAUAUUUAAUUAUUUUUAAUUAAUUAUUAACCGUGCGUCUCUACUGUUGAUCAUUGCGUGAAAACUGUUCGAAAACAACGAUAUGAUACUUUCUUGGAAAGAAAAUUGGAGGAAAAAAAACCGAUUCUUCUUACAAGGUCGCUCAUUUCUCGCCAUUGGAUGUAUAUGCAACACUAGAGGGCAUGUUUAUUGCUGUGCGCCAAGUUACGUUUGAGUAUUUGUUUUUACUUCGCGCGCGAUUUUGUUGUACAUAUAUAUCGUCGCGAACUGUACUUUUACAAUAACAAUCGGUAAUGUCGUAGAUAUAUAUAUAUAUAUUUUUUUUUUUUUUUUUUUUUUUUUUAAAGCAAAGUUUCGAUGGAUUAUAAUGUGUAUUUGAAAGAAUUUUCUCAAAAAAGUGAAGCAGCACACGUUCGUUAAAUUAAUAAAACGUCGAUGAUUAUGUGCUUUUAAAAAAUCUGCUUUCACGCCGUAAAUAAAUUUUUUAUCCUUUUCUUCUUACACAAAGAUGAAAGAUUGAUGAACUGGACCAAGUGGUAGCUUGUCGCGUUUUUAUUUGUUGUAGCUUUAUAUUUAUUUUGUUAUCCCUCUUCUAUCUACAUACGAAGCGAACGUUUUUAUUUAUCGUCCGAUGUUGAAUUGUCGGAUCGUUUCUCCGUCAUCUCGUUUUUAUAAUCGCUGAACGAUAAACAAAAAAAUAAAAAAAAAAAAAAA